GCGGAGGCUCAGCCCGGGGCCAAGAUGGCGGCGGCGGCGGCCGGGGGCUCGUCCUCGGCGGCGGGUAGCAACGGGGCCGGCGGCAUGGAGGUGGACGUGGCAGCCGCGCCGUCGGUGAUGGCCGGGGGCGUCACGGGCUCGGUGUCGGUCGCGCUGCACCCCUUGGUGAUCCUCAACAUCUCCGACCACUGGAUCCGGCUGCGCUCGCAGGAGGGGCGUCCGGCGCAGGUGAUCGGGGCCCUGAUUGGGCGUCAGGAGGGGAGGAACAUCGAGGUGAUGAACAGCUUCGAGCUGCUGGCCCACGCCGUGGACGGCCACGUCCUGAUCGACAAGGAGUACUACUACACCAAGGAGGAGCAGUUCAAGCAGGUGUUCAAGGAGCUGGAGUUCCUGGGCUGGUACACGACUGGGGGGCCCCCAGAGCCCCCUGACAUCCAGGUGCACAAGCAGGUGUGUGAGAUCAUCGAGAGCCCUCUCUUCCUGAAGCUGAACCCCAUGACCAAGCACACAGAUCUGCCGGUCAGCGUCUUCGAGUCUGUGAUCGACAUCAUCAACGGCGAGGCCACGCUGCUGUUCGCGGAGCUGCCGUACACCUUGGCCACGGAGGAGGCCGAGAGGAUCGGCGUGGACCACGUGGCCAGGAUGACCGCCACCGGCGGGGGGGAGAGCUCCACCGUGGCUGAGCACCUCCUGGCCCAGCACAGCGCCAUCAAGAUGCUGCACAGCAGAGUGAGACUCAUCCUGGAGUACGUCCGGGCUGCCCAGGCAGGUGAGGUCCCCUUCAACCACGAGAUCCUGCGGGAGGCCUCGGCGCUGUGCCACUGCCUGCCCGUGCUCAGCACCGACAAGUUCAAGACAGACUUCUAUGAUCAAUGCAACGACGUGGGGCUGAUGGCCUACCUGGGCACCAUCACCAAGGCCUGCAACACCAUGAACCAGUUCGUCAACAAGUUCAACGUCCUCUACGACCGGCAGGGGCUGGGCCGCCGCAUGCGGGGGCUCUUCUUCUAGGGGCUGC
Molecule: messenger RNA, 1018 nt
Organism: Dryobates pubescens (Downy woodpecker)
Lineage: Eukaryota; Metazoa; Chordata; Aves; Piciformes; Picidae
Gene: COPS6
Product: COP9 signalosome subunit 6
Exons: 10
Coding region: 25-1011 (328 amino acids)
Biological process (GO): protein deneddylation
Cellular component (GO): COP9 signalosome
Molecular function (GO): protein binding; metallopeptidase activity
Source: RefSeq, a predicted model, not a curated record